Molecule: messenger RNA, 2222 nt
Organism: Fomitopsis serialis
Lineage: Eukaryota; Fungi; Basidiomycota; Agaricomycetes; Polyporales; Fomitopsidaceae
Exons: 5
Coding region: 88-2049 (653 amino acids)
Source: RefSeq, a predicted model, not a curated record
UACCAAGUAGGAUAUUGGUAGAAGCUCUGACCACGGUAGCGUGCGUGAUCAAGUCGCUACCGCCUUGCUCUCUGUGCGCUCUACAUCAUGGACCCGAAUGAUCCAGGGGGUCUACGCGCGCGUCCUUCGACUAGCGCCCGAAAAACUGGUGGUAGGUCUCACCAGGCGGCACCAGUCGUCAAUGCACCAGCGCCAGUGCCGAGCACUACUGCAAGGAAGGAAGGUCGUCCUGGUGUGGCACCCCCGCCUGUACGUAUGGCUCCACCAGUAAGGCGUCCGCCUGGGAUGGCUACCAAGAUAGUGGCACAACCACCCGGACAGCUAGGGCGUCCUCGUGCAGACAGGGCACGACAACCACCAGCUGUAAAGACCACAGCGCGGAAGCAGAGUGCGCCCGCACCGCCGAAUCGCGGACAGCCCAAUUUAUCAGCCGUCGCGCCGGCGCAGGCUCCUGGGCACAGGACGACAAAGACAAUUUUGUUGCCCCCUUGGCUAGACGAUACCAAUGUGUCCCUGGGCAACCGGCGUCGCCGUGAUGCAGACGACAUUGGUGGGCGGAUGGGGCCUCGGAUGGGCAUCUCCAAUGCCCUAAUCGGAGGACAUCGCCGCGUACAGGCGGGCCCAGCGAUGAACCAUCCAUUCAGGCGUCAAGGUCAACAAGUUCCAGGAAACAACGGCUACUUUAUCGGGGAGAAUCUGACCGUCCGAGUUACUGGAAGCGACGAAGCGCAAAACGACCGUGACGAUGGUGGUGAUUAUGGAAGGUACCGGCCCCAGCAAGCGACGAAGGGUGCACGCAAGCAAGUGAGCAAUCCAAUCGUCUCGGGCAAGGCCGCGCGUAAGACUGCCGGUGGGGAGGUACCUUCGCAUGCCAAGGCCGCUCGAAAGUCCCAGAUACUAGUAGAACCCGACGACGUGAUCGACAUAUCCGACUCGGACGACGACGGCAUUGACCAACUAGCCAGUGCGCUCGAUGCACUAACGCUCGCACCGUCGCGCCUCCAGGAAUUCAGGCAGCUCCCGUUCCUUCGGCGUAAUCUAUGUCAAGGAUACAAGCAUCACUGUAAGAAAGCAGGUAUCAAUACUGCUGAAAAGAUUCCGCCGACAGGACCGGUCAGUGUCAUCUACAGGUACGACUGGGACGAUGGCGCAGCAUCAGGGAACGAAUCAGACCAUAUCUACGAAGAGUGGCAGGGAAGCAUGGUGACAUGGUCCUGUCCGCUCUGCCGCUUGCAUGGCCACUUCGAUACCCGCGAGAUGCUCGCAUACCAUCUUCGACGCGAUCACAACGAAGUCAAAGUCUGUGGGACCAGAUCAAGAAACGUGAGGUCAGGCACAACCUGGCAAGUUGUGCUCACAAUUCCCGACGCAGAGGAUGAUUCGAGAAGCUCGGUCGAUGAGGGUCACAGCACUGACUCGGAUGAUGCGAGUGAUGUCCCGCAAGCCGUCGCAACUCCGGAAAGUCUGUCUCCGUCUCCCGUCCCAAUGUCCCCCAUAGUCGCACCUCAGCCACAGGUCCAGGAAGCGGACGAACAACUCGCGCCACAACUUCCCAUACCUCCUGAGGUCGUUGACGAAGUUCCUCCAGCGCGGCCGCUCUCGCCCAUGCUCAUCCCAAAAAAAGCGUUUCGCGCUCCAUCCCCAACGCCGUCCACCAGCGCACAAGCAACCACGCGGACGCGUUCAACGACCGGCCUUCCACGGAGACACCACACGGUAUCUACGAGGGGCUCCCUGCCUGCCCGCUACCCCUCGCCUCCGCCUCGCUCCGAACCUCUCGGCCCCGCAGCGCAGUACCCGUACAUACCGGAAGGCGACUACUCGUGCCGCCCUGGCGGCCCGAAGGUAUAUGAUCUGCUGAACACGAUGCCGCUCGAGCAGUAUGGUGUCCUCUCGUGGAUGAUUGUGGAUAGGGAGGAGGAGCUGUUCGAGCUCGACGAUGUCCGGGACGAGGACAAGGUGAUGAUGGCGCUGUGGAACCGCUGGAUCAUGUUGAACCGGCCCGACUUCAUCUUCAAGGGCUAUUCAAGGGCGUCCUUGCGUUCGUAGACGAGCACUGGCGGAUGAUCCACCGUGCGGCGGGUUGGGGGGCUUUACGGGCGUUUCUCCUCGUACGUAUGUUCACCGUCGUGCGUUCCAGUUAAGCUGAUCAUAUAUACCACGAGUGAAGAUGCUCGUGGCGAACAAAUUCUUGACUGCUGCCGAGGUCGUCAAGGUCUUGA